This is a messenger RNA of Myxocyprinus asiaticus (Chinese sucker), 2614 nucleotides long. RefSeq names its product fibroblast growth factor 20-like. Gene Ontology annotation, biological process: positive regulation of protein phosphorylation; animal organ morphogenesis; positive regulation of gene expression. The record is from RefSeq and is a predicted model, not a curated record. Lineage: Eukaryota; Metazoa; Chordata; Actinopteri; Cypriniformes; Catostomidae. The transcript is spliced from 3 exons. The coding region runs from base 902 to 1528 and encodes 208 amino acids. Gene Ontology annotation, molecular function: fibroblast growth factor receptor binding; growth factor activity. Gene Ontology annotation, cellular component: cytoplasm.
UAAAAGGCACCAACUACCCAAAUCAUGAACAUGCCUCUUACGUUUUGGCACCAACUACAGAGAAUAAUGCACACACACAUAUAUGCAAAUACACCUUGAAGACUUCUACCUCUUCCACUCUUUCUCCCGUUCUCUAUCGAGCACCGCCCCCUCUCUUUUCCUUUUUUCCCUCCUUGGCUUCCACCUGCUUCACACUAGAGAUUCGCCAGAGCGUCAGUACGCGUAAACCCUCGGGAACUGAACGAAUCGGUAUAAAGUGCGCAUCCCUCUUCUCUAUUCAACUGCACUUUCUUUCUACGCGUUUAUAAGAUCAUCGUCUCCACACUGAUCUCGUGUCUUUCCCACAAUGUUUCUUUCUGAACUUUAAUCAUAAUUCAUCGAUGGAAUAAACGCGGGGAUGAAGAUGAAACCGAACCUCAGAGAAGACAGAAGAAGAGGAUCAAACGAUCAAGGAGUUACGUUUCAAACAGUCAUCUAUAAAGGUCUUCAUUAGCAUUUGUCAAGAGGGCAUUUACAUAAGGGGCAUAUUUAGGCUGGUGUCUCAGAGCAGAGCCAGUCACAUCCAGCACGCUGAGAGCACCCCAGAGGAGCCGCAAAUACGCUUGUGUGUGUUUUGGAGUGCGUAAGACAGAGUGUCUUGGAUACAGAGGGGACCGGAGCAGAGGGGAGUAGCCUGGAAGGUCGAGAGAGCAUGUGCUAAACCGAUAGAUAGAUUGAGAGAGAGAGAGAGAGAGAGAGAGAGAGAGAGAGCGAGAGAGAGAGAGAGAGAGAUAAUCGGAUGUAAACACGAACUGACUGGAAAGCUGCAACCAGUUACUGCGCAAAACAGUAGGGAAAGCGAAACCACAGGGAUUCUCCACACGGUAACUUUUGUUUCAGCGGGUGUUUUUGAGUGGCAGUAAUGGGUGCAGUCGGUGAGGUGGUUGGCAGCUUCUCUCACGGCUUGGAGAGCUUUGCGCAUGGGUCUCAUUUCGUCCUCACUCCCCCAGGGGACUCCGGCGCUCUGAUGAACGAGCACCUCGUCUCCGCCGAGCGCCUGUCACGCAGCACUUCACCGGACCUGACGCAUCUCAAAGGGAUACUACGCCGACGGCAGCUCUACUGCAGAACCGGCUACCACCUUGAAAUAUUACCGGACGGUGUGGUGCAAGGCACGAGAAAAGACCACAGCCGAUUUGGUAUAUUGGAAUUCAUUAGCCUCGCUGUGGGGAUGGUGAGCAUCCGUGGAGUGGAUAGCGGAUUAUAUCUGGGAAUGAACAGCAAGGGCGAACUGUAUGGAUCUGAAAAACUGACAGCAGAGUGUGUGUUUAGGGAGCAGUUUGAGGAAAACUGGUACAACACCUACUCCUCUAACCUCUAUCGGCACGGCGAGCGAGGAUCUCACUAUUAUGUAGCCCUCAACAAAGACGGAACAUCUCGUGAUGGAGCUCGAUCUCGGAGGCACCAGCGCUUCACACAUUUCUUGCCACGGCCUGUGGACCCGGAACGUGUUCCUGAGCUUUACAAGGAGAUACUGGGUCACAGCUGAAACCACUGGACCUCAAACUCGAAACCGAUAAAAAGCACCUGCAUGCUCUUAUUCCCCCGGAGUCUGCUGAGAUAUUUGCAGCCAGCAGGGCUGACCUGUCUCAGCGAGACAGCAGAGAAGCCGGGGGAAGAGGUCCUCUGCUGCAGCCAAGGUUGGAGCACUUGCAGGAGAUGGAAAGCCGUUGAACAGAGCGUUUGAGGCAUCGGGAACAAACUGUCUGGACACUGGAUUGUUCCUGAAGAGUUUGACACUGUAUUGGAUCCAGUUACCUUCUGUACGGGCACAGGGGAUUUGGGAUUAGGAGAGAGUGAGAUUUCCACUGGCGGGCUGCUUGCCAGAGAAUGAUGGACAACUACUCUACUACUUAAAAUUCUAGAAGGCUUCUGAAGGAAUUCUGCGUUAUGCUUUUGAGAUUUCAUACUCUACCAAACACUGGCAUGAACAAACAGGAGACAUAAACCUCCUACAAAACAUUUCUCUUUUGGUCCUUUAAUUUAUGUUUUUUAAAGAUAAUUUAUUUUAUAUAUUUAUUUAUUUUCAAAGUAUAUUUUUUACAAGAAUAUAUGCAAGAUGUAACAGGAUGCCACGAGAGCUAUAUUUUCUACCACUAUAGACUGACAGUGAUUUCUAAAAAUAGAACUACUGAAGAAAGUAUUUUCUUAUGAGUUGUUAAUUUUCUGUUGUAUCCGAUUUUUUUUAAUGUGGUAAGACAUGCUUGUCUCCCCAUGUUUGUUUAUCUCUCAUGUCAUUAAACCAGAUCCUUAAGAGCCCGAGAAUGUUCCAGAAUUCACUGAGGAAUUAAACAGUUCAAUGAUUUCACUUUGUUGUAUAUGUCCUUUCAGUAGACCAUAACCUGUCAAAGGUGAAUAGUUAUUAAUUUCUAUUUAGAGAAGGGGGAAACAGAUUGACUUUUAAGGAAAUGUAAGCAGGAAGUGUAGGUGUCAAUAGUUGGUUGAUUCUCAUUGAUCCUAUUGUGGUAGAAUGAAAUGAUGUUUUGUUCCUAAUUUGAAUGGUGUUUUAAUGACUUGAAAGCCUAAAUAGUUAUCCUAAUCCACCUGUUCUCUUAAGGUCCUUUUCCUAGCUCAA